AUGUCGACCCCCAACGCACCGAACGCCGCCAAACACCCUGCGUCCCAGCAGGCCCGCACGCCUUCCCAAGUUCCCGGCGCGACGCCCUCUCAGCUAGCUGGCGCAACACCACCAGUCUCGACGCCAUUUUCCAACUCGGCACAUGCAGCCUUCUCACCUCGCGGGGGGCCUAAUAAGACAUCGCCCCAGCAGUUUAAGAAGUCACCAGCUGUGAGCUUACUGGGUCAAUUACCGCACAACCUUGCAUUCGAUAGUCCAUCUACGGCAGCUGCGCUUGGCUUGGGCGGCCCCGCGAACAUGCCCACCCACGAGGCCAUGGAGGGGUUCCAGGACAUGAGGUCCAUCACGAGGGACGACGAUAAGCUUAACAGGCUAGAGGCCAUUCUCGAGGUACUCGGUAAGAAGAAAGGCUUCGUUAGCGAGGCCGGCUUGGAACGGCUAGCUCAGCGAUACGGAUUCGAAUGCCUUUCAGAGGACGACACGGCACCGGACGGGCGAAAGGUACGGAUGCUCAUUAUAGCAGGAUCGAGCACCUCCAUCGAGAUCACAAUGGACAACAACAUUGUUCACAGUGUCAAUCUUACAUUCCCCGAGUCUUCAGAAGCAGUUGUUCAAUGCAUGGAACCGGCGGGCAAAAUCCUGUUGCAAGAUUUGAUGCUUGCCCCCAAUCAAAGCCCAUUGACAAAAACGCUUGACAAAUUCGCACUCAACCUUGAGCGUUUGACUACGCUAGACAAGCUCAGUAUCAUGCCUGCCUUUGACUGUCGCGCUGCCAUAGCAGGGUUACACGCCAGUCUACAGGCUUUGCACGACUGGGAUUUAGUAAGAGCACGGGAAGAAGGGUCCUCGGCCGAGGUCGCGCUCUCCAGAGUCAUCUGUGCCAAGCAUGGAGCGCCCGUCAUGCAUGCCCACGAUCGGGUCGGGCUUUCGUUGCGGUAUUGGAAGGAAAUGGGGCAUCUCGCUUCCCAAAAAUACCACAAGACAUGGCAGCUCGAUAUCAGCUGCUGCCCACUGCCGCCGCCGCUCGAUCCAAUGCAUCCAUUUCCCUCGGCGCGGGUGUCUGACCAAUGGCUGGGCAAGGACAUUGUGCGGGAUGAUGGGAUGGGUGGUGAUGCCAAGUCCUUCCCAUUGGACUGGCAAGAGCCGGAGCACGUGUCUUUACCGGCUUCUGACGAGACGAAGAACAACUCAGUGCCCAUGUUCGAGGGCGACAUACCGACGGGUGGGCCUCCUCAAGUCUCAUUUCUCAUUAGCUUUGAUCCGCCCAUCGUGCUGUCAUCGCCUGAUGCGGCUCGCUUAUACACAUACACGGGGGCGCCAUUGCCAAGUCCUCCGCCGCAAACAACGUUUGAUCAUAUUGUCUUCCCUAUACCGGCUGGAUCAUUGCAAGACGACCCAAGCGAGAACCGCGUCAUCCAGCGCCAACGUGAAGUAUCCGUCAUGGACAAGAAGAGUCAGUUUUCCGAAAAGACACACCUCAACUCAUUGUAUGUGUACAAGCACAUCUACUCGAUGGAGGUGAAGGAAAUGGUCUUCUCCCAUCCGAAACAGCUGAUCGACAUGCUACCUCUCCUGAGACAGUGGGCUUUCACAUCGGUGCUCCUCGAAAACAGCUUUGGCAAGGAAACAAAGGAAGCAAAUCUCCCCAAGACGGCUGCCGCGGACGGCGACAGCGAGCAGGAUCAGCUCUCUGCUUUCUUGGGCUUGACCAAGGCAACCAAGCCAUCGGCCAGCGCUUCUGCUGCGGUCGACCUAAGCAUCGACGUUAUCAUCUGGGUUCACCCCAUUCCUCACUUCCAGGUCAAAUUUCCAUUCAAGGACCAAGGGGCGAACAUCACUCUCCAGAUAUUGGAGAACGGUGUCGUUGACGUGACCGACGAGAAUAUCCUCGCCCAGACCGACAAUGACCGCGUCACCAAAGAAAUCCUAGGGAAGGUACUGGAGCAGAUGCAAGACCUGUGCAAGUGGGUGGAAUGGAUACGCUCAAGGCUAGGUUGA
This is a messenger RNA of Emericellopsis cladophorae, 1998 nucleotides long. RefSeq lists its product as uncharacterized. Gene Ontology annotation, cellular component: mediator complex. Gene Ontology annotation, biological process: regulation of transcription by RNA polymerase II. NCBI's taxonomy places the organism in Eukaryota, Fungi, Ascomycota, Sordariomycetes, Hypocreales, Bionectriaceae. The record is from RefSeq and is a predicted model, not a curated record. The transcript has 2 exons. Bases 1 to 1998 code for a protein of 665 amino acids. Gene Ontology annotation, molecular function: transcription coregulator activity.